Molecule: messenger RNA, 2280 nt
Organism: Oncorhynchus mykiss (rainbow trout)
Lineage: Eukaryota; Metazoa; Chordata; Actinopteri; Salmoniformes; Salmonidae
Product: dihydroorotate dehydrogenase (quinone), mitochondrial
Biological process (GO): 'de novo' pyrimidine nucleobase biosynthetic process; UMP biosynthetic process
Cellular component (GO): mitochondrial inner membrane; cytoplasm
Molecular function (GO): dihydroorotate dehydrogenase activity
Source: RefSeq, a predicted model, not a curated record
GAACUCUGAUUUGCCGUUUUCAGAGCUGCCUUUGAAGUAUCGUGAGAUUACAUUCAGGAAGUGAUUCUCGGCAAUGUGAAAGAAAUGCUUCCAGACGUUUGCAAAGUGAUAUGACAUCCAUGGCGGGACAACUGAAGCGUCUGAAGGACGCAGUGAAGAUCAUUGGGUCCGGCAGCGUCCUGUUUGUCUCCUACCUCACUGCUGUGGGAGAUGAGCGCUUCUACACCAACCAGCUUAUGCCCUUGCUGCAGAGGAUUGUGGAAGCAGAGACAGCCCAUGUCAUGGCAGUGAGGUUAAUCGGCCUAGGUCUGGUGCCUCUGAACCGCUACCAGGACCCAGUAUCACUGGAAGUGAACGUCAUGGGCUGUAAAUUCAAGAACCCCAUAGGGAUAGCAGCAGGAUUUGACAAGCAUGGGGAGGCUGUUGACGGGCUUUAUAGACUAGGCUUUGGCUUCGUGGAGGUGGGGACCAUCACCCCCAAACCCCAGGAGGGGAACCCCAAACCACGUGUGUUCAGACUGACCACUGACCAGGCGGUCAUCAACCGAUAUGGGUUCAACAGCUGUGGUCUUGCAGCAGCACGGGAGAGACUAAAGGCAAGAGAAGGCACCCAGGUAGAGCUGACUAAAGCUGGCCUGCCCCUGGGCAUCAACCUGGGAAAGAACAAGCUGUCGCAGGACGCAGCGGUAGACUACCUGGAGGGGGUGCGGACGCUGGGCCCUCUGGCUGAUUACCUGGUGGUGAACGUGAGCAGCCCCAACACCCCAGGCCUCAGGGACCUGCAGGGGAAAGGGGAACUGCGACAACUGCUGUACAAGGUGCUGAAGGAGCGUGAUGCCCUACAGGGGGCGAGCAGGCCCCCUGUACUGGUAAAGAUUGCCCCUGACCUCACCGCCCAGGAUAAGCAGGACAUUGCUGAUGUGGUCACAGAGCUUGGUGUGGAUGGGCUGUUGGUUUCCAACACUACAGUAUCCAGGCCUGAGACUCUACAGGACCCCCAGAGUAAAGAGGUGGGAGGGUUGAGCGGCCAGCCCAUCAAGGAGCUCUCUACAUGCACUGUGAGAGAGAUGUACAGCUUGACAAAAGGUAAGGUGCCAAUCAUUGGAGUUGGGGGUGUAGCCAGUGGACAAGAUGCCCUGGACAAGAUCUGUGCUGGAGCCUCAUAGGUUAAAGAUGUGUACAACUGAACCAAUCAUGGUCCACCAGUUAUCACCAAAAUCAAAAGGGAACUAGAACAGCUUUUAAAAGAACAAGGAUUUGCAAGCAUAUCGGAUGCUGUUGGAGCUGACCAUAGAGGAGCCGAGGGGAGAUUAACAACAGCCUAGUUAGGAACAAUGAUCAAGGCUCUGAGUGUCAGUAUCAGUCAGCUCUACAGGUUUGACUGAUUACACUACAGUUUCCUGCCUUUACUUGAAGUCUAUAGUACAUGGAGUGGCUUGCCUGAUCAAUUCAUGUAACGACUGCCUAGAAUGAUAUCUGUACACACAAAUAUUACAGCCUAUUACAAAUAUUACAGAACCUGCCCCAUUUCACGGUUCUUACUUGGCGAUGUAACCGUAAGAAUGGUUAAGUGCUAAAUGACACCAAAGUGCUAACAGUAUUUUGACACUAGCAGUCACGUCAUGUGUAAUGUAUGUAAAAAAUAAAUGAAACGUUUAAAAUUAGGUAAAUAUGUGUGCUCUUCAGAAAUACUGUGUGCUGCUAUUUAUACAACUGUGACCAUAGAAAUUGAACAUUUGUUCACAAAUAACUUCCAUUCAAAGUGCUUAACUUCACGUCUCUUGUAAAUCGCUGAACUGCUACCCACAUAAUGGAGACCUCGUCUGAAAUUAGUGCUGAUCACCUAGCAAUGAGCAGAAUGACAAUUACCUGACAAUUACCAUUUAGCCUUGCAGCAGUAGUCAGUUAAACACUGAGGAAAUAUAACAGCGUUGACAUUUAAAGAAAGGGCAAUGGCACAAUUACUUGCCAAAUGUCAGCAGGCUUUAAUUACACAUGAUCCCACUGUAAGAUGGUAAAACUUAACUCUCAGCAGUAUAACUGAGGAGAAGUGUACCAGAACAAGCUGACAAAGAGGACCAAGUCCAACCGGAUGCACUAAUAGUUCUGUCUUAUUUCUGACCUGUUACAUACAUUGAACUGCUCCUGUUACGAGUGUAAUGUCAAGGGGGUACUUAAUGGAUGUUAAGGCAUGUACAUUAAACUAUAUAGUUGACCUAUUUGAGAAACAUGAACCUUCGAGCACACGCCUCAGGCAAGAAUAAAAGUCCAUUUAAAUUA